AGAGUGAUAAUGAAAAUAAAAUUUGUUUGUUCAGUGUGCAUAAAACAGAAAACUUGAAGAUCCUUUCCCGUUAAAUACUUGGUUGCUAAACUGAAAUGGCGAUUACAGUGAAGCUUGCUAACGGCACGCAGCACUCCGUAGAUGUGUCAGACUUUGGUGUCACGGUGGCUGAACUGAAGAAGCAGCUAUCCAGUGCGCUAGAGAUUCCUGCCGACGAGCAACGGGUCAUACUUCGCGGUAAGGUGUUGAAGGAUGAUGGCGUGUUAUCUGCCGUUGGGAUGGAAGACGGGAGUGUGAUUCACGUCGUGCGCAGUAAGAAAGCAGCCGCUUCAGCUCCUUCAGCUACGCCGACAAGCGCUUCCGCCGUAACUUCCUCACAAACCCCUAGCGCACCAGCUCCGCCUACCGCAGCAAGCCAGCCUUCACAGGCAGAAACGCCGGCAAACCCGUAUGCCGCGCUGAUGAGCACUUUCGGUGCAUCUCAACCUCAACAGCCCUUCGGCGGGGGUAAUGCUUUUUCCGCGCCUGGAAAUCCUUAUGCCCAAAUGGGCAUGGAGGGUCCUGGAAAUCCGUCGCCGCAGCAGGCGGCUGAAAUGAUGCAGAAUCCCAUGAUGCAGCAAAUGAUGCAACAAGCACUUAACGACCCCCAAUUUACGCAGUACAUCAUUCAGAGCUCGCCGCAGCUCGCCGCUCUUCCGCCGGCGCAGCAGCAAGCCGUUGUUCAAAUGAUGCGCAACCCAUACAUGAUGCAACAAGCAAUGGCAAUGAUGGGCAGCGGCGCCGCUGGUGGGGGCGGAAUGCCUAACUUCGGCCAACCCGCAAAUCAGCAAAACUCGAACUCUGUUGUACCAAUGGCAGGUUUCAACCCUGCGAUGUUUGCUCCGCCGCCACCUCAGGGCAACCCUCGUGAAAUUUACCGGGAGCAACUUCAACAGCUGCGUGAGAUGGGAUUUCCAAACGAGGAGGCGAAUAUCGCUGCGCUUCAGCAAGCCCAAGGCAACCUGCAGUUUGCACUCGAGCGACUUCUUGGUGCGUGA
Molecule: messenger RNA, 1037 nt
Organism: Leptomonas pyrrhocoris
Lineage: Eukaryota; Euglenozoa; Kinetoplastea; Trypanosomatida; Trypanosomatidae
Product: putative ubiquitin-like protein
Exons: 1
Coding region: 96-1037 (313 amino acids)
Biological process (GO): ubiquitin-dependent protein catabolic process
Cellular component (GO): cytosol
Molecular function (GO): polyubiquitin modification-dependent protein binding
Source: RefSeq, a predicted model, not a curated record